UUCUGUUUCCUUCGAGACGUUGUCGAGUGUCGAACUGAGGAAUACAAAUGUCCUCUUCCGUUCUCUUGUGACCGAUUCUCCGAACAGCAGGACACCUUAUUCGCUUCGAACAGGAAGGCAAACGGAAGAGGAAGAAUGCAUCGCGCCCCCGUACGUGGCUCGAUCCUGUGAAAUGAAUCGGAUAUCGAUGGCUUAUCCGUGAAACCAACAGUUCGACCCGUUCCCUGACAACAACUGAACUGGCAAUGCCGAUUCUCUACGUGGUAACGAAUCUAUUCCAGUUCGUGUUAUUCGUGCUGUUUACCGCGGUUUUAACUGCCGUCGCUGCUACUUCGUUAUUGAUGGAAGUCACCAUCACCCAUUUUGUUCACCCGAUGACGACUUUCAUGCUGCAUCAGUCUGGACGAUUAGCCGUUUCCUUGGUAGAUCAGAGUGCGAGGUGUACGUCACAUGCGUUUAACAAGAUGUGCGAGAUGGACCACGUACAAUUACAAUCGGCAUUGGACGGAAUAAGCAUGGAAACACCGGAAGUCCGUUAUGCCAGAAGCGCGAUUCCUGGCCUCGUAGAGGAAACGCAGCCGGUGAUAAUCGAUAUCGGGUCUACCGAAGAACAGGAAACGGCGAGCACUGCACCGACUGAAGUGACGAUAGGUGACUCAACGAUGCAGGAGGAAGAAAUUGACGAGACGACGGGAUAACAAAUAACUUUUGUGUUAAUUUUUAUAUUUCAUUUGAAAAUUUCAAAUAUAUAGAGUUACAUCAAAUAA
Osmia lignaria (orchard mason bee) is the source of this 767-nucleotide messenger RNA. RefSeq lists its product as uncharacterized. The record is from RefSeq and is a predicted model, not a curated record. Lineage: Eukaryota; Metazoa; Arthropoda; Insecta; Hymenoptera; Megachilidae.